Molecule: messenger RNA, 3828 nt
Organism: Adineta steineri
Lineage: Eukaryota; Metazoa; Rotifera; Eurotatoria; Adinetida; Adinetidae
Source: the annotation of a GenBank genome assembly
AUGGCCGCGGCAAUGGAUGACAACUAUUUUAGAGAAAAUGGUCUUACUACUGAUACGACUGGACAUAUUAUGGCUUCACCAUCGACAACAUCAAAGAAAAAUGAUGUCGAUGAUGUACCUGAUUACAAUGAAGCUUUUCCGCAAUUAAGAUCUGCUGGACAAGUUGAUGCUAAUCGUUCAAAUACAUUUUUCUCAACAGCAUUUCCAACAUCAUCAAAUGGAAAUAAUUCAACAGGUGCCAUGGCUAAUACAACAACAUCAUUACAUUCAUCAGCCAAAACUGAUGAAGAACGACGACGUAAAAUGGCUAUUCACGCAUCAUCAGCCACAACUAAAAUUAUUGAAAUUCCACCAGAUGAGCGUGCUACGGAAAAAUCGGAUCCUCGUCGUGGUGGUAACCAAUCAUCACGUAAUACUGGUGCUACUUCUACUAAUGCACAAGCAUUACAAAAACUUUGUAUGCGUAUUCAAAAGGAAACAAAUACAGCUCUAACAUCUUUUUACAAAGAUCAAACAUUAAUUGUUCAAAUAACCGGUCGACCUGAACAAGUUCGUGCAGCACAAGUUCAACUUCUUCGUGAAAUUCAAAAACCUGUUAAACUCUCCGUUAAUAUUCCAUUGGAUUUUCAUCGUUUUAUCAUUGGUUCAAAAGGUUCAACAUUAAAACAAUUAGAACAUGAAACACAAACACGUAUUACAGUACCAGGAAAAGAUAGUCAAUCGAAUGCAAUACAAGUUGAAGGUGCAAAAGAUAAUGUUAAAUUAUGUGAACAACGAAUUCUUGAAUUAUAUCAGACACAAUUAAAUAAAGGUUUUGAACGUUUAUCGAUUCCUUGUUUAUAUCAUCCAUGGGUUCGUUAUCAACUUGUUGAUGAUUUACAUCGUCAAUAUAAUGUAACGAUUGAUUUACCACCACCAAUUAAACAAACAGAUGAAAUAAGUGUACGUGGUGAACGUGAACCAGUUGAACAAGCUAAAGCUAAAAUUUUACAAUUCUAUAAAUCUUUGGAAGGAAAAAUUAUGACAUUUCCAUUGGAAAUUCCAUGUGAACAACAUCGAUUUAUUUUAGGUAAAAAGGGUGCUGGCUUAAAAGAAAUAUUUGAUAAAACAAAUGUUAUUGUUCGUAUACCCAAUCAAGAAGAUAAUUCACCAACAAUUCAAGUUAUGGGUGAAACAGCUAAAAUUGGUGAUGCUAUUACAAUGAUAUACAAAAUGGCUAAUGCAGUAAGUGUUGUACAAAUCAAUGCACCACGUUGGAUGCACGGAGCUGUUAAAGGUGAACGUAAUAGUCAUCUUGAAAAUUUUCGAAAAAUUCAUCCAGAUGUUCGAAUUUUCUUCCGGGAUGAACAUAUUUCAUUGGAAGGACCACCAGAAGAAGUUGAACGUGUUCGUAGUACAAUUCAAGCAGCUAUUGAUGAAUUAAAAAAUAAGAAUACAACUUAUGGUGAACUUGAAAUUGAUCCACAAUAUUAUAAACAAUUGAUUGGAAAAAAUCAAGCACGUUUACUUGAAAUGCAAGAACAAACAGGUUGUGAUAUUAAAUUUCCAUUUGACGAAGGUCGAAUGGUUAAAUUAAUGGGAACAAAAGAAAGUGUGGAAAAAGCACGACAAUUAAUAACUGAACGAGCUAAAAAAUUGUCAACUGAACUUACAACUGGUGUAAGUAUUGAUCCACAAUAUUAUCCACAAAUAAUUGGUGCUAAUGGUAAAAAUUUAGAUGAAGUUCGUUCGAAAUUUCAUAAUAUUAGAAUAACAUUUCCUGAUGCAAAUGGUAAAAGUGAUAAAGUUAUGUUACAUGGUGAUAAAGAUGAUGUUGAAAAAUGUACGAAAUUUUUACAACAAAAAGUUAAAGAUCUUUAUUCAGUUGAAAUUGAUGUACCCAAACGUUUAUAUCCAAUGUUAAUUGGUAAAGGUGGUGCAAAUAUUCAACGUUUACGUGAAAAAACACCUGAUGUUCGUAUUGAUAUUCCAUCACUUGAUGAUACAAAAGAAUCAACACAUAUUCGUUUAAGUGGUAAAAAAGUUGAUGUUGAUAAAGCACGAACAGUUCUUGAAGAACAUAUUACACAAAUAAAUACAUCAAUAGAAAAUUCAAUUGAACAACAUAUGACAAUUGAUCCAAAAUGGCAUAAUAAAUUCUUUCAAAAUAAACGUAAAUUAUUAACUGAUUUACAACAACAAUAUGGUGAUAUGUUAAUUAAAUUACCUGAACGUAAUGCUAAUUCUGAUCAAGUUUUAUUACGUGGACCAAAAGAAACUAUUGAACAAGUACGAAAACGUUUAGAAGAAUUAACUGAUACAUGGGAAAAUACCAUUACAAAAGAAAUGUCAAUUCCACAUCGUCAUCAUGGUUAUUUACUUGCUCAAGGUGGUGCUUAUAUUCAACCAAUACAAAAAGAAUAUAAUGUUCAAAUUAAAUUUCCACCACGAGGAAAUAAUCAAAAAGAUGAACAAGAAACAACAAAAGAAACAACAAAAGAAACAACAAAAGAAACUGAAACAACAACAACAACAACAACUGGUGAUGAAACUCAAAAAGAUAUUAUUCGUUUAACAGGUCGUUCGGAUGAUAUUGAUAAAGCUAUGGUUGCAUUAGAAAAAAUGAUUCCAGUUGAAACUACAGUUGAUAUUCCAUAUGAUACUCAUGGUUCAUUAGUUGGUAAAGGUGGAAGUAAUCUUCAAUUAUUAAUAAAACAAUAUCCUGAUGUUCAAAUAACAUUUCCCAAAGCUAAUUCAGCGGUUGAUACAAUUCAAUUAAAAGGUCAACGUGAACAAGUUGAAGGUGCACGAAAAGAAUUACUUGAAUCAUAUGAAAAAUUUCAAGCUGAUCGACAAGCACGUUCAUUUGCAAUUCAUUUUACAAUUAAACCUGAAUAUCGUUCAUUAAUCUUUGGCUUCCGUGGUAAAACAAUAAAUAAUUUACGACAAAAAUUUGAUGUUAAAAUUGAUGUUAAAACUGAUGUUGCAAGUAAUCAAGUACCAUCAUCAGCUGUUGUACCAACACCAUCAACAACAAAUGAUGAAGAAACAACUCCAACAACUGAACAACUUGAUGAUCAACAAGCAACACCACAAGAUAAUCUUCCAUUACCAACUGAUACAACAACAUCAAAUCAAUUAUCUGAUAUUGACAUUACCAUAACUGGUUAUGAAGAUAAAGCAAAAGAAUGUCGUGAUGAAAUUUUACGUUUAAUUAAAGAUUUUGAAUCGAAAAUAACAAUGGAAAUUGAAAUUGAUUCACGUAUACAUGCUCGUAUUAUUGGUUCAGGUGGAUCAAAAUUACAAGCAAUUAUGAAAGAAUAUGGUGUCGAAAUUAAGUUUCAAGCUAAUAAUAAAAGUGAUAAAGUACAUGUUGUUGGUUUAGAUCAAGACAAAAUUGAUGCUUGUAUUGAUCAUUUAUUAGUACUAGAAGAAGAUUAUCUUGGUGAUCUUCCAUAUCGUACAGGAGCUGCUACACAAAACCAAAAUGAAUUAACAUUAGGUCAACAAUUAACGAAUACUCAACAACAAGAAGUACCAUCGACUAAUAAUGUUAAAUCAUCUAAAAAUGAUAAAAAACAACGACAAGCACCAUUUCUAGUUAAAAAUGCACCAUGGACAAAUGGUAACGAGCAUGAGAAUGAACAUCAACAAAAAAAUUCUUCACGACAACGAAAUGGACAUGAUAAUUCACCAAAAAAAUCUGCACCAGCUCUUAGUGAUUUAGGUGAAUUUCCAACAUUCAGUAAUGGUCUCUCAAAGGAAACCGAGGUUGAACCAUCACAAGUACAUUCAACAACAGUGAGCUCAAUACCAGUCAUGUGGGGUCCUCCAAAACGAAAUAAAUAA